Glycine soja is the source of this 5318-nucleotide messenger RNA. RefSeq lists its product as uncharacterized. The record is from RefSeq and is a predicted model, not a curated record. The coding region runs from base 579 to 1379 and encodes 266 amino acids. Gene Ontology annotation, molecular function: hydrolase activity, hydrolyzing O-glycosyl compounds; protein binding. NCBI's taxonomy places the organism in Eukaryota, Viridiplantae, Streptophyta, Magnoliopsida, Fabales, Fabaceae. The transcript is spliced from 3 exons. Gene Ontology annotation, biological process: carbohydrate metabolic process.
AGAACCGAUGUAGGAUGUGAGACUACAGUAUCUUUAGGAAUGCGAAUAGGCUCUCUUUCACUCCUUUUUUUUAAUCUCUCUCCAUCAGUUUCAGAAAACCCUAAAUUCCUCCCGCAACCCUAAAUUCCUUGCUCUAUGUCUCUCUUCACGCCUCCAUCGUUGUGGAGACCCCCACAGAGGUGUCAGUGAAGGUCAAUAAGUACACUCGUUCUAGUGCACCAACACUUUCACCCUCACUCCUCAUUUUCGAGCGAGGAUUUGUAGAAGUUGCAACUGAUAUCGGGUGUGAAAGAUUUUCGAGCGAGCAACAAGGGCUUAUUAUUAAGUGGAAAAAAAGAGGUUCAAUUAGCCUCAUCGCGCGCUGUUGGAAGCCAUUUGGGCACGGUGACGACGCCGAUAAUGCUACCAUUGUCGGAAGAGAAUGCAAGGACGACCUCCUCUGGUACUACGACAUCGAAAAGUUCGCCGCCAACUAUUUCUCCAUGGUCGUCGUCUAGGCAAAUUAGGUCCUCGAGGACCAGAGCCAGAUCGAGUCCGACGGCUUCGGCAACUUUGUCGACGUGUACGACGGCCAGGGGAUGGUGGACCCGAAGCAGGUUCCGUUGGACCACGUUCUCUUCCAACCCAACAAGGGGAUGGUGGACCCCUCCAGUAACCUCCACUAUGAUAACAUGCUUUUCACGCAGAUCGAUGCGGUGUAUUCCGCGUUGGACUCCUUGGCCUACAGGAAGUUGCCAGUUCACAUUUCAGAAACCAGUUCGCCUUCCAAAGGGGAUCUGGACGAAACCAGUGUGAACCUCGAGAACGCCAAGAACUAUAACGGGAAUCUUAUUAAGAUCUCUCUCUCUCUCCCCCCUUUCAGGCAUUACUUGGUUGUUCCUGUGGUGCACAUUCCUACUGUUAAAUAUCUUCAGAGGAAAACUGACGACUAUUAUUUGGGUUCUUUGUACGUAGUCAUGGAUUCAAAUGCUGCAACCAUGGAUGGUACAAUAAAACAACUCAAGUAUGGAGCAAUAAACAUAAUAAGCCAAAUACAUGACAGCAUUCUUGGUCACAUCUUGUCUUUCCUUCCAACUAUGGAGGCAGUCCAAACUAGUGUGUUAUCAACGAGGUGGAUCAAUGUUUGGACAUCCAUCACCAAUCUAAAAUUGAAUGAUCGUGUACUAAAGAAGAUGCAAAAGAAACAAUAUGAGCAUUUGGUGAACACAAUGCUUCUUCACCUUGCCAAUUUAAGCAUCCAAAGUUUCUCUCUUUGUUUAACAUGUUUUCAUUAUGAGUCAUCCCAAGUCAGUGCAUGGAUCUCCUCUAUAUUGGAAAUGGGAGUCCAAAGGCUUGAAAUUCAGUAUGAAAGUAAUUUUUCCUUCACAUUCCCUCUUUAGUUGCAACUUUCUAGUACAGUUGGUGCUUCAAAUGAGAUGCAAUCUUAGUGUUCCAAUCUUUGCAUGUCUCAUAAACCUUCAAAAUUGUUAUGAAUAAAGAAGAUGAAUUUGUUGUGAAAACAAAAAAAAAAUGGACAAAAUGGAGAUGUGUUAUUUUAUUAUCAGAAAAUCAGAGCUGAUAUACAUAUGAUAACAUGCAUUCUGUUAUUAACAAAAUAACAGAAAAAAUAACUAUCUAAGACUGUCAACUAGUCCCCCUAACUAACCAACUAAUAUUAGACCACAUACAACAAUCUUCACCUUGGUCUAAUGCUUAGUUAGAAUCAGUAAUAUUCAUAUUCAACAACCAUAAACAAUAGUUGAACUUCUCAUAGGGUAAAGUCUUUGUGAGCAUGCCUGCAACAUUCUCAUUUGUAGAUAUCUUGUCAAUAUCAACUGCUUCACUCUUGAUCAUAUCUCGGAUGAAGUAAUACUUGACAUCCACAUGCUUUAUUCUGUCAUGAUACACUUGGUUUUUGCUUAAACUCACUGCACUUUGAUUGUUACAGUGAAUUAUAGUGGUUUUCAGCUCUUUCAUUUGGAGUAGUUCUGAAACUAAGCCUCUUAACCACAUUACUUCCUUUACAACUUCACUAGCUGCUAUGUCUUCAGCUUCAGUAGUGGAUAAGGCCACUACUGACUGCAAAUUAGCCCUCCAACUAAGUUUCCAAACACCUUGAAAGCAUAGCCAAUAGUGGACUUCCUUGUAUCAAUGCUCCCAGCAAAAUCAAAAUCCACAAACCUUUCAGUAAUAGGAACUUCACCUCGAUUAGCGUACUUCAGUCCAACAUCAAUGGUCCCAAAUAUGUACCUCAAAACCCAUUUAGCAGCCUCCUAAUGCCUCUUGCCUAGAUUUGCCAUAAAUCUACUUACCACACUCAUAGAGUAUGAUAGAUCUGGCCUACAACACACCAUGGAGUACAUGAUACUUCCAACAGUACUAGCAUAUGUCAUUUUUUGCAAUUAGGUUAUAUCUUCACCAGACUUUGGUUCUUGUUCCUUAGAUAGCUUAAAGUGUUGUGCUAGGGGAGUGGUAACUGACUUUGCUCCCUUUAAAUUGAAUCUUUCCAAUACCUUUUUAAGAUAAUCCACCUAAGAUAGGUACAACACUUUUUCCUUCCUGUUUGUGGUUAUUUCUAUAUCAACGAUCUUCUUAGCAUGUCCAAGAUCUUUCAUCUCAAACUCUAGAUCCAACAAUUUCUUAACUCUAGCGAUUUCAGUCAUGCUUUGGCUAGCCAAUAACAUAUCAUCAACAUAGAGCAACAAUUAAAUUGGUUUCUUAUUCUUAUGACAUUUUCAGUACACACAAUAGUCAUAAGCACUCCUAGAGAAUCCAAUUUUAAUCAUAUAACCAUAAAAGUGCCUAUACCACAUCCUAGGAGACUGCUUAAGACCAUAUAAGGACCGAUUGAGCAAACAUUCCUUUAAUUCAUCACCCUUUUUGACAAAACCAAUGGGCAGCUUCAUAUAAAUGGUCUCACCCAACUUCCCAUGCAAAAAGGUUGUUUUGAAAUUCAUCUGCUUAAGUUCCAAAUCAAAAUGAGCUACCAUAGCAAGAAGAACUCUUAUUGAACUAUGCUUUACCAAAGGUGAGAAGAUUUCUACAAAAUCUGCUCCUUCCUUUUGAGUAAACUCAUUGGCUACUAGCCUAGCUUUGAACCUUGCAUUUUUAACUCCUUCAACACCUUCUUUCUUCUUGAAUAGCCAUCUGCAUCCAAUAAUUGACUAUCCUUUAGGACAAUCCACAAGUGUCCAGGUUUGAUUCUUUUCUAGAAAAGCCAUUUCUUCUUCCAUAGCUUCAAUCCAUUUUGAAUUUUCCAUACUACUUAUGGCCUCGUCAUAGGACAGAGGUUCUUCCUACUCUUCAAUCUCCUUUCCAACUAUUAAAGCAUAGGAGAUCAGAUAUGCAUGGCCAUAUCUUUUAGGAGGUUUGAAUGUCCUUCCUUCCUGUCUCUAUCCAAACAAUAAUCCUAAGUUAUUUCUUCAUUUGCUUGUCCAGAUGCAAGAAUAAACUUGUAUCUUGCCACAACUGAUUCCUCAUGAGUCUGAGUAGUCACACUCUCUUCAGACUUCACCUGAACCUGUGAACUCUGACUUCCAACAGACUUGAAUGACAUAAUUAAAUUUGACAUUUGUAGUUCAUUAAACACUAUAUCUAUGCUAAUGGUGCACUUAUUGUGUUUAGGUUUUAAACACCAUAGCUUGUAUCCCUUCACUCCUUGCGGAUAGCCUAUGAAGAUACACUUCAAGGCCCUUGGUUCCAACUUAUCCUACUUUAGAUGAGCAUUAGCUAUACAACCAAAUGUCUUCAGUUCAUUAUAAUCAGCUUUCAUGCCACUCCAAACUUCUUGUGGGGUUUUAAAGCCUAUGGGAGUUGACGGACUUCUAUUUAUGCAGUAGACAACAAUGCUUACAACCUCUGCUCAGAAGGACUUUGGCAGACCAACAUGAUUCAACAUACACCUAACUAUUUCAAGUAUGGUUUUGUUGAACCUCUCCACCAAGCCAUUUUGUUGUGGUGUCCCUCUCACAGUUAAGUGCCUAGCAAUACCAUUCUAUUUGCAUAAGGUUUUGAACCUUUAAUCAUAGAAUUCAAGUCCAUUAUAUGUCCUUAGUUUCUUCACCUUUCUUCUUGUUUGAGUUUCAACUAAAAUUUUCCAUUCUUCAAACACCUUGACAGCUUCAUUCUUGUGUUUUAGAAAGUAAACCCAAACCUUUUUGGAGAAGUCAUCUACUAAGGAUGGAAAAUACCUUGCUCCUCCAUGUGACUCAGUUCUUAAUGGUCCCCAAAGAUUUGCAUGCAUAUAAUCAAGAGCUGCAUUUCUGAAAUGAGUGCUUGUGGGAAAUUUUUGCCUCUUUGCCUUGCUUAGCACACAAUGCUCACAAAGCUUCAGUGGCUCAAAUCUGCCUUGCCCAAAACCAUCUUGUUUUGCUAACUCAUCCAGCCAUUCUGACUGAUAUGUGUCAAUCUGUAGUGCCAUAACUUUGUGUUAUCAUCAGUUACAACAUUUGCAGAAUAAAAAACAAUUGUCUGUCCAACCAAGGAAUACAAUCCAUUAUACCUUACUCCUCUUAUGAUCAAAUUCUUCCCCUUAUAGAUUUCAACGCUACCAUGAUCACACUUGUAGCGACAACCUUCCUUGUCCAAUGUGCCUAAGGAGAUCAGAUUUCUAUUCAAUUCUAGAACAUGUCUCACUUCUUCCAGCACUCUCUCUAUUACAUUGUGCAUCCUAACGAGAACCAUGGUUUUCUUCCUUCUUUCCCUUAGGAUCUCAACUCAGCUUCGAUACCACUUGUUGUGAAUGAAGAAGAUGAAUUUGUUGUGAAAACAAAAAAUUGGGAACAAAAUGGAGCUGUGUUAUUUUAUUAUUAGAAAAAGAGAACUUAUAUACAUGUGAUAGCAUGCCUUUUGUUAUUAACAGAAUAAUAGAAAAAAAUAACUACCUAAGGCUGCCAACUAACCCCCCACUAACCAACUAAUAUUAGACCAUAUACAACAAAAACCUAAGCCUUUCCGAGAUCAAGUUAAUGAGUGAUCAUGAAUCAUCCACUUAUUCAAAAGAUCUAGUUCUUAGCUUCCCACUUCUCAAAGUGUUUGAAGCUAAAGGAUGUGAGUGGUCAACUAAGCAGAAUCUUUGCAUACAAGCACCUCUACUUGAAAGGUUUUCCAUAGCAAUCUAGAAUUCCCUAUCAAAUGAAUCAUGCAAAUCUUCCAUCAAGAUUUUCUCCUCCCAUCUAAUAGAUUUCUCUUAUGAGGGUGAUCUUGAACAGGAAAUCAUUCUAUUAAAUCCAUCAUCAAUUCGCAGUGCUUCUGUAACAUCCCAUUUUUUUCAUAAAUAAAUUUAAAAAGUUUUUUAGUAAAAAUAAUAAAAUUAAAUAAAUAGAGUAAAUAAUAGGUCG